CACUUAUUCGCGACGCAGAACUCACCAUGUAUCUCAGGGAGAUUCACGCUGAAAAACACAUUCCCACUUUGUACCAAUUCAUUAAAGAAAACCCACUGGGACUCUUGACCACGGCUCUCGAUUCGAAUACUUUCCAUUCCCUCCAGUCCAGUCACAUUCCAUGGGUCUUGGACAAUCCUGAUGGCGAAGGCACGACGGAGCUAGGAACACUUCGCGGUCACAUUGCGCGAGCGAACCCCCAAGCGAAAUCAUUCAUUGAGGCAGCGAAAGAAACUCGAGAUGGUCUGACCAAUGCGGAUGGCUCUUAUACUCUCACUCGAGACGUUCUCGUCAUUUUCAAUGGCCCGGCCCAUCACUACGUCACCCCCAAGUUCUAUACCGGAACCAAGCCAGCAACGGGGAAAGUUGUUCCUACCUGGAACUACUCUGCUGUGCAAGUGUACGGUUGCGCAACUAUCUUUUACGAGACGAAGGCUGAUUCUACACACACUUUUUUGAACAAGCAGAUCCGUGAUCUGACGAACCACAACGAAGUCGAAACAAUGGGGAACAAGGAGAACCCUUGGGCCGUUGAGGAUGCGCCAGAGUCCUACAUCGAGAUACUAAAAAAGGCAAUCAUCGGUAUACAAAUCGAGAUCUCGGAUAUUGGUGGCAAAUGGAAGAUGAGUCAAGAGUCUACGGUAGGCGAUCAGGAGGGCGUGAUAAAUGGGUUUGCGAAGCUGGAUACCGAGCUUGGAAAAGAAAUGUCGGAGACAGUGAAGGCAAGUGUACACGCUUGCUUGAUCGCUGAUUCGGACCACCCUGGUUCCGCGCGGAACCAGACUGACUCCAUCGCGGCGCCACCUCUCAAGUUUGGCCUGGCUUGGUCGGUGGCCUUAAGGCACCAGUGCGACAGACCCGUCUUCAAAUUGGAGCAUGUCCAAUGA
Messenger RNA from Paraphaeosphaeria sporulosa, 926 nucleotides. RefSeq lists its product as uncharacterized. The coding region runs from base 27 to 926 and encodes 299 amino acids. The record is from RefSeq and is a predicted model, not a curated record. Lineage: Eukaryota; Fungi; Ascomycota; Dothideomycetes; Pleosporales; Didymosphaeriaceae. The transcript is spliced from 2 exons.